CACUACUCUGCCCCUGUCCCAUGCACGCAUACAGCUCCCAGUUUAGACACACUCUGGACUGGACCCUGCACCCCCACCUCCUGCACACCUCUUCUCUGCACUCUUCUCCUCCUCUCAUCUGCCUAUGGACUAUUCAUUUUGCCACAUCCUAAUCACUGAGCUGGAGGAGAUGCUGCUGGUGCAUCGACUGUUUGGACUCCCUAUCUCCAUCUGGGACCUAUGAAGAAGACUCUACAACUUCUGCAACUUUGCUCAGCUUGUUCUUGGAUUUGUUUAGGCUUUAACCACCACACAAAAUGAGGACCAGGUCGUGUUUUGCACAGCUGUUGCUUUUAGGAGCACUUCUAACUUUGGUGCACAGUAAAGGGACUUAUUAUGGAGGACAUGUCAACCCUUACUAUGGAAGCAGAUACAACCUGUACAAGGCUGGACUGACCCCCCAGCACCUGCCAAACAAACCAAUGUCAAGACACAAAAACCACUGUGCCUAUGUGGUCCAGAAAAACAUCACAUGUAUCAUGCAGGAUGGAGCCAUCCCUUUUGUGAAGGCCGAGUACACCACCAAGUGCAUCUGGGGCCAGAAGUGUCCCGUGGUUAUGUACAGGACCAUAUAUAAGCCAAAGUACAAAGUGGGUUAUAAAACAGUGACAGAGCUGGAGUGGAGGUGCUGUCCUGGAUACUCUGGGGAGACCUGUGUGGAAGGUCCCACGUCUGAGCCCGGUGUGGCCGUGCCCCCGUUCAAAGGUGCAGCUCUGCCCCAUCGCCCCAGAGUGAAAGGCUUCCCUCACGGCCCCCGCCGCCCAGAGGACCACAAACCCGGAGAGGGCCAGAUCGAACCAGGCAGACCGCUUCCAAAUGUGCCCGAUUCAAUGCCCAUACCAUCAGGACAACUGCCGGCGGGCACUGGAAAACCAUUUGGGAAUACGUUUGGGGGAUCUGGGGUGACAGGUGAGCGCUUGGACCGGAUGGAGGCAGAUCUGCGACGUCUCUCCCACAGUUUGGACACCCUGAACGGUAUGGUGGCCGGACUAGAGGACCGUUUGAGGACUACACUCAGAGAAGACACCAACAAGAUCAUGGUGUCUCUGCUUCCAAAUGUACCCCGGACCCCAGACUCUGGCGUGGGCUUUGGAGUGAUCCCAGAUGGCAGUCCGGAUGGUUUGGAAGGCCAGGAGAGCUUUAAUGGAUUUGGAGACCUGGUAGGAAGAGUAACAGAAGUGAGGGAUGAGCUGAGGGCCAAAACACACAUCAUAGAGGAGAUCCAGGGCAUGGUCCUUGGUCACGAUGGUCAACUGAAGAAGUUAUUAGAAGGCCCCAGAGGACGGCCCAUCGCAGGCUCUAACCUGAAUGUGGAGGAGAUCCUGAAUCAGAAGCUGGCCGGGGUGCGCUCUGAGAUCUUGGAUGGUUUUGAGCGGCGUCUGACUAGUCUGGAGUCCCACUGUGACAAGAGGAUCAGCGCCGUACAGCAGCAGUGUCACCAGGAUCACAUGAACGGACAGGAGCAGAUGCAACAGUCUCUGGACGGACGAGAGACUGGUCUGAGGAAGGAGCUGGGGACACUGCAGGCACAGAUCCAAGGACUGACACUCACAGAGAGCUGCUGCGGACAGGUGAACAGCCUCUCCCAGCGCAUGCUCUUGCUGGAGGACUCUGUGAAGGACCUGACGGAGUCUCAGAGGCAGAUGCAGAGGGCACUGCUGGAUCACAGCAUCGAGGUGGAGACCCUGAUAGAGACCCGCUUCCUGGACAUCGAGAACCGCUUCAACACCACCACAGAGGGCACCACCAUCACCGCCGUGUCCGGGCUCCCCUCUCAGCUGGAUGGCUUUAAGACCAUGCUGGAGGACAAGCUGAAGACUCUGGAGGAGAGGGUGUUUGUGGCUGUGGGAGAACUCAGUAAUGCCACCUCCCCUGCUUUGCUGGAGGGUCAGGUGAUUCCCGCUCUGGAGAUCGAAUCUGUCAAAAGGCGAUUUGAAGGUGAAAUUGGUGGAAUCCAAAAACAGCUCAUAGACUUGGAGCUCCUGUGCACCUCAUCUUGCGUUCCCUCUACCUCACCAGCAGGGGGCAUUGACGGCAAGGGGGUAGAAGACUGUGAGGAUGUGGAGAAAAAGAUGAAUGGUAGAUUAGACAACCAAUCCAGCCAACUGGAUCAGCUAAACAAUACAUUACAGAAUUUGCUUUUCAAGAUUGCCCAAGAAGAACUAGAAGGAUCAGUCAGUGGUGAGAUUACAUUACUUAAAGUCAACAUUCAUUCAGUAAACAAGACUCUGAGGGGGCUAAAAGACUCCCUAAGGUUUAUUGCAAGUGAGGUUGGACACGCUAACGCUACCUGGGAACAGAGAGAGAACCAGCUCGUCAAUCAGGUGCAAGGAAUAUCAAAAGUAGUGGGUUACCAAGCGUCUCUCCUAGGUGCUGGAGAGAGGAGACUAGCACAUCUGAAGGGAGAACUAGUGGCACUUAAACGACGCCUAUCGGGUGAGCUUCAAGGCUGCAGGAGCACAGCGUUGGAGGUGAAGAAGGAGGUGAAGGAUGUGGACAGUCGGGUUAGCCAGGUGGAGGGUCAGUGUAGCGGUUUGGGAGAGCUAGCAGAACACUUGGAGCAGAUUCGUGAAGAGCUGGAGAGACAUUCAGAUACAUAUCUUGCCAAAGUGAAUGGGACCCUCACUGUGCAUUCAGAGCAACUGGCUGAACUCAAAGACGAGGUCAAAGAGUGUAUUGCUAAGGAAGCUGCGAAAGGCCAAAAAGGUGACCAGUAGCAUCAUCAUCAAUGCUACAGAAAAAGACUUAAAGUGACUUCCUGUAUUGUCAUUUCAAUCAAAACCAGCACAGAUGCAGAUUAACUGAAGUAUUGACAGAUACGCAUAUGCUUCCUGCCCCAGUCCUCGAGUGCCUCCAGAUGUGUGGGGAAUUCUGACUAGCCAAGUGGAAAGAUCCGGAACACAGAGACACGCCUAUAUUGUGCAUAGUAAUGUUUUUAUAUGGGGCAUUUUCUGCUUGUACAAAUGUUAUGUUUUCAUACAAUUUCAUUUUUUUAACUUAUAUGAAGUGACUGCAUUGUGUUAUCAUGAUUAAGUGACAAAUGUAAAAGAAAUGUGUAAUGUUGAUGCGCAAAAAAACUAAUACGCUGCUACGGGUCUCUACUGACAAGCACACCAGAUCUGUGUGGACACUUUAAUAAUACUGUACUGUCAACUAUGGUGCUAUAUAUGUACAUUGUGUAUGAAUUAUAAUUGUGUUCCUGCUUUAAAAAUGCCUUCCAGGAUAUGUUGGUAUGUACAAGGAAUAAAUUCUCAGACUAUUGUGGUGUUUUUCAAAAAAACAAGUUGAAGUCGUUGUAUUUUUCAAUAGAAAUUCAAUAAAGAUAUGACUUUAUAUGUGAUAUGACUUCAGUCUUAAAAUGAUACAGUAUGUUUAAAAUUAUAGUUAUUAAAGGUGCACUAUGUAGCUUUUCUGGUGGUGAUGUUGUAGUCUGAUUCAUCAGCCUGUUUCACUUCAUAGAAACCGUCUGAACUCGCAGAAUUAGAAUUCAUUCAUUGGACGGUAGGCGAGUACUUUAUUUCAUUUAACCAAUCACUGGCGUAUGUAAUGCGCUGCUAACAGAGCUAACUGGUAUAUUAAGCUUUUCCCAAAUCUCGUAGGAAGAAGGGUAAUAAAUUGUUUCCCCUUGACAAAAUUCACCAAACAUUCUAUUUGUUCCAGCUUUAAAUCCUCAAUCUCAGGGAAUCGUUGCCAACACAGAAUGUAUGGCUCUUUGCUGACUGACUGGUGCCCAAACUCACACUUCCAGGGUUUUUGCAAACCAUCUAGUGUAUCCUGAUUCCUGACCUAGUUGCUGGAGAGAAAUAAAAUUGAGCGGAGGUGAGGUUGACAUCUGCAUGGAGAUGUUAUUGUUAACGCACAUGAUCAUUAAAUUACAGUUGUAAAAAAAAAAAAAAAAAAAGUUUGUAUGCAACCUGUCACCUGGUUCGAUGCCUUCACCUGCUUCUCUAAGGAGAUAAGUUUAAUGCCAUCCUGUGGAACAUUCUAGCAUAACAUGUCAACGGAGAUAAACAGGUGGUAGACCCUCAUCUAGAAAAAAUACAUAGUGCACCUUUAAGGCAAAGACAUCUUAUCAACAUUUCAACAGUUACAAGUGCCUGGUAAACACUGUGAUUUAUAUGCCCAGAUUACA
Messenger RNA from Boleophthalmus pectinirostris (great blue-spotted mudskipper), 4171 nucleotides. RefSeq names its product EMILIN-3 (gene emilin3b). The record is from RefSeq and is a predicted model, not a curated record. Gene Ontology annotation, cellular component: extracellular matrix. Bases 297 to 2756 code for a protein of 819 amino acids. The transcript has 6 exons. Gene Ontology annotation, molecular function: protein binding. Lineage: Eukaryota; Metazoa; Chordata; Actinopteri; Gobiiformes; Gobiidae.